Molecule: messenger RNA, 2019 nt
Organism: Fraxinus pennsylvanica
Lineage: Eukaryota; Viridiplantae; Streptophyta; Magnoliopsida; Lamiales; Oleaceae
Source: the annotation of a GenBank genome assembly
AUGAGUUAUCUGGACUAUUUCUUUGUUGAUCUUUAUUUUGUUAAUGUUCAAACUACUAGUGAGAAAUUGACAGUCCCAUGGUGUUCUCAGGAAGCUCAAGAAGUUCCAACGGAGCAAUUUCCAUGUAGAUGGAACACUUCUUACCAAAUGCACAUCCAAGUAAAAGCACUUCUUUCAGAACUAUCAAAACUCAAUCAAACCCUUUCAAGAACCAAGAUUUUGCACGGACUUGUAAUCCAGAAUAACCUCUCUCGCGAUCCAUUUUACGCAACCAAAAUUGUGAGAUUCUAUGCAAUAAACAAUGAUCUCGUUUCAGCCCGCAACCUGUUUGAUAAAAGUCCUCAACGGAGCACUUAUCUGUGGAACUCCAUAAUUCGAGCUUAUGCACAAGCCCACAAAUUUUCUGAUGCAUUUUUGCUGUUUCAGCGCAUGCUAAUUUCGGAAACAGAGCCUGACAACUUCACAUUCGCAUGCGUUUUGCGAGCAUGUUCUGAAUGGAGGAAUGUAGAGGGUUUGAGGGCAGUUCAUGGGAAAGUCGUCGUUUCUGGUUUAGGAAUGGAAUUUAUUUGUGAUAGUGCACUUGUGAGUGCUUAUUCUAAAAUAGGCAAUGUUGAUGCGGCGAGUCGCGUGUUUUAUGGGAUACAUGAGCCAGAUUUAGUAUUGUGCAAUAGUAUGAUCUCGGUUUAUGGUUGUCAUGGUGAUUGCACGAAAGGACUGCAAUUGUUUAGCAUGAUGCUGGAAAUGGGAGUAAGCCCAGAUGGGUAUACAGUGGUAGGGUUGAUCACGGGGUUGACUGAUCCUAGUUUCAUAAAAGUUGGUGAAGCAAUACAUGGCUUUUGUUUCAAACACAGUUUUGUUCUGAAUGAUCAUGUGGGUAGUGUUCUUGUGAGUAUGUAUUCAAGAUUUAAGUGUAUGGACUCGGCCUGUAGAGUUUUUAAUAGUUUAGUCCGUCCUGAUGUAGUUAUUUGGUCGUCGCUAAUAACUGGGUUUUCUCAGGCUGGGAACUAUUUAAAGGCCUUAAACUUUUUCAGUCAAUUUAUAAUCAAUGGCGGAAAGGCAGAUCCUGUAUUGAUUGCCAGCGUACUUGCGGCUUCUGCUCAGUUGGCAGUUGUUGGGCCAGGCAGCGAGAUACAUGGUUAUGCUGUUCGUAAUGGAUAUUACAUGGAGAUCAUGGUUUCCACUGCUCUGAUUGACAUGUAUGCGAAGUGCGGGUUCUUGGAAUUGGGGAUUCUGGUUUUCAAAACUAAGACAAAUACGAAUAUAGUUAUGUACAAUUCUAUGAUUUCAUGUCUUGGCCUGUAUGGACGUGCAUCUGAUGCCUUUCAGUUGUUUAAUGACAUGAUAGGUGGAGGAUUCAGUCCAGACGAAACUACUUUUUGCAGUCUCCUUUGUGCAUGUUGUCAUGCUGGUCUUGUCAACGAUGGUAGGGAAUAUUUUAAGAUGAUGAAGAAUGAAUUUGGCAUUAGAGCUAAAACCGAGCAUUAUGUUUACAUGGUAAAGCUUCUUGGGAUGGCUGGAGAGUUGGAAGAGGCCUAUCAGCUAAUCAAAUCCAUAGAAGAACCGGCGAAUUCGAGUAUUUGGGGUGCACUUUUAUCAUGCUGUGAUGCUCAUAAGAAUUAUGAAUUGGGAGAGGUCAUAGCUCAGCAUCUAUUUAAGAAUAAGGCGGAAAUUAGCAAGUACAGUGUUAUGCUCUCUAAUUUGUAUGCUGGUGAUGAGAGGUGGGAUGCUGUGAAUCAGUUGAGGGUUGACAAAGGCCGGGACAUAAGGAAGAUCCCUGGGAUAACCUGGAUUGGUGAGAAAGCAGAGGGAUUUCCCAACUGCUGCCAACAUUCUCUUCAACAUAAUUUGCUAUCGUGUCAACUGAUAACUGCAAUUUCUUCAAUGUCUUGGCUCAUCAACGACACGAGACGAAUGAGUGGAAGUAUGCCGGAGCAAUUGGACUGCGGAGCACAAGGCAAGGGAGACCGGCCAGAAGGGUCAAGAUGUAAUGAGACCUUAGAAUAUAUAUGUCAUAAUUAA